AUGUCUGCCCACCAGCGCCUCGAGGCAGCGACAGACCUCGCCCGGCUCUCCCCCAUUUCUGACGACAUCAUUGUCGCCUGCCUCCGAGAGCGUUUCAUGGCAGACACCAUCUACACCAACAUCGGCACUUCAGGCCUUGUAGCGUUGAACCCACACAAGUAUGUCGCCUCUACGUCCGAUGCGUGGUUGCACAAGUACGCCGCCGAGUACAGGGAUACGGACGCCGCAGAGAUGAAGAAGGAGAGACUCCCGCCACACAUUUUUCAGAUGGCCAACAACGCAUACUAUCAUAUGAGGAGGACCACGCAGGAUCAGUGUCUUAUAUUCAGCGGUGAAACCGGCUCUGGCAAAUCGGAAAACCGUCGUCUUGCCAUUAAAUCUAUCCUCGAGCUCAGCGUCUCCUCCCCUGGCAAAAAGGGUUCUAAACUCGCUUCCCAACUCCCCGCCUCCGAGUUUGUCCUCGAAUCAUUUGGCAACGCCCGCACCCUCUUCAAUCCCAACGCCUCUCGCUUCGGCAAAUACACCGAGCUUCAAUUCUCCGACCGCGGCAGACUUUCGGGUGUCAAGACUCUGGACUACUAUUUGGAGCGAAAUCGGGUCGCCGCCGUCCCCAGCGGCGAACGGAAUUUCCAUAUUUUUUAUUAUCUCGUGGCUGGAGCGUCACCAGAAGAGAAGCAGCAUUUGCAUCUGCUGGACAAAACUACCUACCGAUACCUAGGCCAUCGUGGGAGUACCUCCGCGUCCGCCCGGCCGCAGGAUGACGACGGCCAGCGAUUCGAUCAGCUUAAAAUAGCGUUAAAAGCGAUCGGAUUCUCAAAGCGUCACGUAGCGCAGACAUGCCAACUCGUCGCUGCCAUUUUGCAUCUUGGAAAUUUGGAGUUCAUCAUCGACAGGCAUCGUAACGAAGACGCUGCAGUCGUGCGAAACACCGAGCUGCUUGGAAUCAUUGCAGACUUUCUGGGCAUUUCGGCCUCCUCUCUGGAAUCAGCUUUGUCAUACAAGACGAAGCUAGUGAAAAAGGAGCUAUGUACGGUGUUCCUCGACCCUGAUGGUGCGUCGGACAAUAGGGAUGAUCUUGCGAAGACGUUGUAUUCGCUCCUUUUCACGUGGCUGAACGAGCACAUCAACCAGAAACUGUGCAAAGAUGAUUUCAGCACUUUCAUCGGCCUUUUCGAUCUCCCAGGUCCCCAGAACAUGAGUUCUCGACCUAACUCUCUUGACCAGUUCCUCGUCAACUUUGCCAACGAGAGACUGCAUCACUGGACACAGCGUGUACUUUUUGAGAAGCACGUUGCCGAAUAUAACUUGGAAGGCAUUGCACGCUUCGUGCCCCAGGUGCCUUAUUUCGACAAUUCAGAAUGCGUGAGGUUGCUGCAGAAUAAUCCAGGAGGUCUCAUACACAUCAUGGAUGAUCAAGCAAGGAGACAGCACAAAAAGACGGAUAUGAGCAUGGUCGAGGCCUUUGGAAAGAGGUGGGGUAACCAUUCGUCGUUCAAGACGGGUGGCGUUGACCGCGCAGGAUUCCCGAGUUUCACGGUUAAUCACUAUAAUGGAGCUGUGACCUAUUCCUCCGAGGGUUUCCUUGAUAAGAACCUGGAUGCAAUCAAUCCGGACUUCGUCAGCCUUCUUAGAGGAUCAACAGAGGGCGCAGGAGGCGAUGGCGGGUCUUUCAACCCCUUCGUGAAGGGUCUUUUCUCGGGCAAAGUGAUUGCGACCCAGGUUCAUCCCCGCAAUGAAGAUACCAUCGUUGCUGCCCAACAGGCUGUUAAGCCCCGCCGCGCCCCGUCUACUCGGCGGAAAGGUACCAUCAAACGUAUGCCUACGGUCAAAGAAGGUACUGGUGGCGACAUGGAAGAGAGGGAUGACGACGACGAUGCUCAAGCCGGUGGCCAACAUAUAACCGGUUCAAGUCCUUGUCUGGCAGGCGAAUUCAAGGCAGCACUAGACACUUUGUUCGAGACCCUCGACGACACGCAGCCAUGGCACAUCUUUUGCGUCACGCCGAACGAUGCACAACUUCCAAAUCAACUCGAAGGCAGGAGCGUCAAAGGCCAGGUCAAGGCACUUGGCCUGAGUGAAGUCGCGAGGAGAAACGGAUGUGUAUUUGAAGUUGGAAUGACACCUCAAGAAUUUUGUCAAAGGUACGGGGAAUGCUUAGGAGAGAAGGGUGUAGAGGAAGGAGACGAGAGGGAAAGGAUCGAGCAGGCUCGUAGAGUAUUUGGGUUGGGAGAUAGGGAUUUAGCUGUCGGGACGCACAAGGUGUUCCUCUCUCAGGCAGCCUUCCACAGGUUUGAAGACCGGCUACGUGCUAAGGAUAGUGAAGAGCAGAAGCGUAAUCGCCAACGAGAUGCAGAAGCAGAGGCAGGCCUUGAUCCUCGUGGCCUCAAUGACCCCUAUGCGCCAUAUCGUUCACCUCAUGAGGAGAUGGAUCCUUCUUGGGGCAACAACCACAACCUCGGCAGCAACAACUACAGCGACGCGUAUGCAGGAUCGAAUCAGGCUCUCCCACUUGUCGCAAAUGCUUCACCCUUCCAACGAGCAGACAUGUACGAUGACGAGUACGACGAGAACAAGUCUGUGCGAUCGGAUGACUUUGAUGCUCGCUCCAAGGACACAAGUCAAAGGGACGAUUCCAUGUCGCACUUUGGGUCCGAAUCAUACGCCCCGUCACGAAAUAUGAUCCAACACACGGAUAAGAGGGGUUUGAUGGAGAAGGAGGCAUUGGCCGGAGAGAUACAGGAAGGCGAGACGGCUGAGGUGUUGAAAGAGUCCUCAGCUAGAAGGCGAUGGGUUACGCUAUGUUGGAUAUUGACGUGGUGGGUACCCUCGCCGUGCCUAACCUACAUCGGACGCAUGAAACGUAUGGACGUUCGCCAGGCGUGGCGAGAGAAACUGGCUCUCAAUCUCAUCAUUUGGUUAAUCUGCGGUGUUGCUAUCUUCGUCAUCGCUGUAUUGGGUGCUGUUAUCUGCCCAACGGAACACGUUUUCAAUUCGGCAGAGUUGGCAUCGCACUCAUCGACAUUGAGCCCUAACAAUGUGCUCACGUCCAUCAGAGGAGAGGUCUUCGAUUUGACGAACAUUGCGCAAACGCAUAGGCGUAUUGUGGGUGUUGUACCGGCCAAGGCGAUUUUGAGUUACGGUGGACAGUCGGCGGACUCCAUUUUCCCUGUUCAGGUCAGUGCUCUUUGCAACGGAGUAACGGGUUCGGUCAGUCCUUAUGUUAUCCUGGAUUCUAAAAACAAUACGGAUGUGAACGCACAAUAUCACGACUUCCGUGUGUUCACGAAUGACUCGAGGCCAGAUUGGUACUUUGAAAGGAUGGUUGAGAUGCGUUACCAAGCGCGGGUUGGGUUCGUUGGAAUGACGCCGAAGGAAAUCAGGAACCAAGCCAGCUCAGGCAGAUCAGUCGCUAUCUAUAACGGGCUUGUUUACGACGUUACCACCUAUUUGACCAGCCCGCCCGCUAUCCGAACACCAGAUGGCACUCAAGCACCUGCCGACACCGAUGUAAACUUUAUGUCGGGCGACGUGCUCAAUCUUUUCAAGUUCAAUGCGGGACAGGAUAUUACAAAGAAAUUGAACAAUCUCAAUAUUGACCGCAACGUUCUGGCCCGGCAAAAGGUUUGCCUACGCAAUCUGUUCUUAGUGGCGAAGGUCGACAACCGCCAGUCUCCGCAAUGCAUUUUCUCGCAGUACAUUCUGCUCGUACUAUCUUCACUGAUGGUGGCGAUCAUCGGUUUCAAAUUCCUUGCCUCAAUUAACUUCGGCGCGGCGCGUGCGCCUGAAGACCACGAUAAAUUCGUAAUUUGCCAAGUACCAUGCUACACGGAGGGCGAGUCCUCCCUCCGUAAAACGAUCGAUUCGCUCGCCCAGAUGAAGUAUGAUGAUAAGCGCAAGCUCAUCGUCGUCAUCUGCGACGGUAUGAUUGUUGGUUCAGGUAACGAUCGUCCCACGCCGCGCAUUGUGCUCGAUAUUCUCGGCGCAGACCCCAAUUUGGACCCAGAGCCAUUGAGUUUUGUUAGCUUGGGAGAAGGUGCGAAGCAGCACAAUAUGGGCAAGGUGUACUCUGGCUUGUAUGAGUGUGCUGGUCAUGUCGUACCCUACCUCGUUAUUGUCAAGAUCGGAAAACCCACUGAACGCUCGAGGCCGGGUAAUAGGGGUAAACGUGACUCGCAGAUGGUGUUGAUGCACUUCUUGAACAAGGUUCACUUUAAUACUCCCAUGAACCCCUUGGAACUUGAGAUGUAUCAUCAGAUCAAGAACGUCAUCGGCGUCAAUCCGUCUUUCUACGAGUAUCUUUUCAUGGUGGACGCUGAUACAACCGUCGAUCCUCUGUCUGUUAAUCGUCUCAUUUCUGCGAUGAUUCAUGACAAAAAGCUUCUAGGAUGUUGUGGUGAAACUGAACUAGCAAACGCCAAGCAGUCCCUAAUCACCAUGAUGCAGGUUUACGAGUACUUCAUUUCGCAUCACAUGGCAAAAGCUUUCGAAAGUCUUUUCGGUUCCGUUACCUGUUUGCCUGGUUGUUUCACGCUCUAUCGUUUGCGCACGGCCGACACGCACAAGCCUCUGCUUAUUUCAAACCAGAUGAUCACAGAUUACUCCGAAAAUCGUGUCGACACUCUGCAUAUGAAGAACCUCUUACAUCUCGGUGAAGAUCGAUAUCUCACGACGUUGCUCUUGAAACAUUUCCCCCGGUUUAAGACACAGUUCAUUCGUGACGCUCAUGCAUACACUGUGGCUCCCGAUGACUGGAAAGUCUUGCUCUCUCAGCGUCGACGCUGGAUCAACUCCACUGUGCACAACCUUGGUGAACUUGUCUUUUUGGAACAACUGUGUGGCUUCUGCUGUUUCUCCAUGCGCUUCGUGGUAAUGAUGGAUCUGCUUUCGACACUGACCCAACCCGUGACAGUCGCAUAUCUUGUAUAUCUUGUCUACUUGGUGGCUGCGUUGGGCAAAGCUAUUCCGACCCUAUCGUUGAUCAUGAUUGCUGCCAUCUACGGUCUCCAAGCAUUGGUCUUCAUCAUGAGACGUAAAUGGGAUAUGAUCGGAUGGAUGAUAUUCUACAUCUUUGCCAUUCCUGCAUUUUCUUUCUUCCUCCCGCUGUAUUCGUUCUGGAAGAUGGACGAUUUCUCUUGGGGUCAAACGCGUGUUGUCUUGGGAGAAUCUGGGAAGAAGAUGAUUGUUCACGAUGAAGGCAAAUUUGAUCCUAGGUCUAUUCCUUUGAAAUCAUGGUCCGACUAUGAAAAUGAACUCUGGGACAAAGAGUCUAACCAUAGCAUCGGUUCUUGGGUACCUCCCGUCAAGACCAAGAAUGAAGGAUACGCCGAAUCACGAACAGCUUCCCUCUAUGGACGCGAAACCUACUAUGAACCUCGGAGCUUCUCGCCUGCUCCCUCACAACGUGGAAUGUAUCCUCCUCCAGGCUAUCAUUCCGGUCGGAAUACACCUCAGUCACCUUUCCACACUGGCUUAGAAACUGGACUUAUUCAACCAACACCCUCUAGGCCAAUCACUAAUUAUUUGGAUAUACCCAUUCCAAACACGCAAAGCCCUGAAGAUGUGGACCUUCUUGGGAGUGGACCAUCGGAUGCCGACAUUGAGCGUGCCGUGCAAGAGGUGUUGCGUUCAGCAGAUCUGAAUACUGUCACCAAACGUGAAAUCCGCAGGCAGCUUGAAGAAUAUUUCGGUAUAGAUUUAACGUCGCGCAAGGCUGUCAUCAACGCUUCUAUCGAUCGGAUCCUCCUCAAUCAAAAUUAA
Messenger RNA from Psilocybe cubensis, 5757 nucleotides. RefSeq lists its product as uncharacterized. The coding region runs from base 1 to 5757 and encodes 1918 amino acids. Gene Ontology annotation, cellular component: cell periphery; myosin complex; cell septum. Gene Ontology annotation, molecular function: cytoskeletal motor activity; chitin synthase activity; ATP binding. NCBI's taxonomy places the organism in Eukaryota, Fungi, Basidiomycota, Agaricomycetes, Agaricales, Agrocybaceae. The transcript is spliced from 10 exons. The record is from RefSeq and is a predicted model, not a curated record.